CCGAUUUUUUGCCAGUCCCUUCUUCUAAACCUCCACUCCUGAUGGACUACAAACAUCAAAACAGACGUGGUCCCGUUGGUCUCGUCCACUCCUCAUAGCCCCCUCCUCCUCCUCAUCUCCUCUCCAAUUGUCUCUGGCCUCGUCCAAGGCUUCCCCGUUGCAGCAUCAACAAAGCUUUGCCUCAGCCGCGGCACCUCGCAAAGACUGCAUCCCGCCAAGAAUCCUCCUCCUCUUCCCGCAUCCAGCCUCAAGCUCCUCUGUGAACAACACUGAACCAUCAUGGUCCGCAACAUUGUUGUUCUAGGGGGCAAUUCCCACCCCCAGCUUGUCGAAAUCGUCUCCAAUACACUUGGUGUCCCUCCUUGCCAGAGGAUCCUAAAGAAAUUUUCUGUUGGCGAAAGCCGCCUCGAGAUCCAGGACUCUGUACGUGGAAAGGAUGUCUACAUCAUCCAGUCCGGCGGCGGCAAGGUGAAUGAUAACUUUGUCGAUCUCUGCAUCAUGAUUUCGGCUUGCAAGACGGGAUCCGCUAAGCGCGUCACUGCGGUUCUUCCUUUAUUCCCAUAUUCGCGACAGCCUGAUGUUCCGUAUAACAAGAUUGGGGCACCGCUUGCAAAGGCUCCUACAGACAUCAACAGGUGUGACUUUACCUUUGAGAGUCGUCCUUCAACCCCUGGCCCCGGACAACCGCAGUCUCUUGGUCUGCCAAACGGCAUCGAUGGUGCGCAGAAGAAGCUUGGCAAGGCUUCUAUCGAGCAGCAGAAUGGCCUGUCGAACGGGAUUACCCCACGACGCUCUGACACCCUGGAUUCUCAUCAAUCUGCCUCAGGUGGACGGGGCCGAGGUAGUUCUUCAGCCUCCCAAACAGGUGUCUUCACGACGCACGACUAUCAGGACCCGACAAUCCUCUCCAAGGAAGCCAAGAACUUUUUCCAGGCUAAGCCGGGUUACAAGCAGUGGGUCGCGCAGGCAGGAACUCUUGUUGCAGACCUCUUGACUUGUGCCGGUGCGGAUCAUAUCAUUACGAUGGACUUGCAUGAUCCUCAGUAUCAGGGUUUCUUUGACAUCCCCGUGGACAACUUGUAUGGCAAGGCUCUCUUGAAGAGAUACAUUCAACAGAACAUCCCCGACUUCAAAGAAGCUGUCAUUGUUAGUCCUGAUGCUGGUGGUGCGAAGAGGGCUACGGCAAUUGCGGAUGAUCUCAAUAUGGAAUUUGCAUUGAUCCACAAGGAACGCCGACCAACCCGUAUUACGGAUCGCCAAAAUGCCACAAUGAUGCUCGUAGGAGAUGUUACCAACAAAGUUUGUAUCUUGGUCGAUGACUUGGCUGAUACAUCAAACACCAUAACGAGAGCGGCGAAGUUGUUGAAGAAAGAGGGGGCCACCCAGGUUCUAGCCUUGCUUACUCACGGCGUAUUCAGCGGUGAUGCCAUUGCCCGCAUCAACGCUUCUGCUCUGGACAAAGUCGUCGUGACCAACAGCGUCCCGCAAGAAGAGCAUUGUCGCUUGUGCCCAAAGCUGGAAGUUCUGGAGGUUGGCCCUGUCUUCGCUGAGGCGAUCCGUCGAGUUCACCAUGGGGAGUCCAUCAGUGCCCUCUUUUGGGAAUAGUGAGGCGUUUCUCUUUUUCCUUUUCAAGAAUCUCUUGUUUCUUCUGGUGCUGCACUCAUUUGGCGUCCGAAGGAAUCGAUUGGACGAUGUGCAUCUGGGUGGUGAGCCGAGAUCUCGCAGACAUGCGUGUGCUCUACAAUUGCUAUACCAUUGAACCGCCUGGCGGAUCAUACUGACUCCCAAAUGGUCUUCGGGAGAUAUAGACCCCUCGAUCUUUGGAUGAAUUUCCAUUGAACGCUUUCCCAAGUGCUGGCAUAGGCGUGGAAGAGGUACAUUGUUGGAGAUUGCAAUAGAAAAAAACGAGAAUAAAUGUUGGAGUAGACUUGAAUUAUUGCGGCCAAGCACCUUAGAAUGAAUGUCUGAAUCCUAAUAAAUUCCG
Amorphotheca resinae ATCC 22711 is the source of this 1984-nucleotide messenger RNA. RefSeq lists its product as hypothetical. Gene Ontology annotation, biological process: purine nucleotide biosynthetic process; 5-phosphoribose 1-diphosphate biosynthetic process. Lineage: Eukaryota; Fungi; Ascomycota; Leotiomycetes; Helotiales; Amorphothecaceae. Gene Ontology annotation, molecular function: magnesium ion binding; ribose phosphate diphosphokinase activity. The record is from RefSeq and is a predicted model, not a curated record. The transcript is spliced from 2 exons. Bases 280 to 1605 code for a protein of 441 amino acids. Gene Ontology annotation, cellular component: ribose phosphate diphosphokinase complex; cytoplasm.